Molecule: messenger RNA, 3565 nt
Organism: Cydia amplana
Lineage: Eukaryota; Metazoa; Arthropoda; Insecta; Lepidoptera; Tortricidae
Product: golgin subfamily A member 6-like protein 25
Exons: 19
Coding region: 10-3456 (1148 amino acids)
Source: RefSeq, a predicted model, not a curated record
GAUGUGAAAAUGGAGGAUACCAAAGUUACUGAAGAAAUAGCUGUCAUUCAAGGAACUACUGAAAUCAGUGAAAAGAGCCUUGAAGCAAAAGACGAAUACGCUCAGUUAAAAGUUACGAAAGAAGAAAUAACUGAAUUAGAGGAAAACGUUGAAAUUGACCAAGAAAUUGAAGUUUGUAUUAAAAAGUCUGUUCAUAUUGCUGAAUCAGAGAACCAAUACCAAUCUUUCAUUUCUGAAAGUUCUAUACAAAAUGCAGAAUACGUCCAAGAAUCUUCAUUUACUGCAAGAUCUACCGAAGACUCUUCUUUAACUUCCAGCGUUGUCCAAGAAACUACCUUCAUUGCCCGGUCUACUGAAGAUGCUAAAAAACAGCUUACUUUAGAUCUGGAUUCAAAGAUUAAGAAAUCUGACUCACAAUCUUCAGUCAAGAGCACUAUUAGUACCCCUACUCCAUCUACUGUCCCUCCCACUCCACUCACAGAUGAGUACGUCUUCCGACUCCAAAUGCCUCUCCCCAAGCUGACUGGUCCACCUGUCCCAAGAUCUCCAAGCCCCCAGGACGAGGAUCCUCAUAUUGUUAAAAAGAAUUUGGUCCCUCAUAUAGAUACUGAAAUUAUUGAGGAAGUAGUGUAUGAAACUCCGCUUCCAACCCCGCCAGAGGAUAAAUCGUCUCCGCCAAAGUUUACUAAACCAGGGUUAAAAGGGGGUAAUACAAAAUACACAUUUUUCAAGGAGGAGAUAAAAGAAAUCGAAAGAAAGUCAUCACUACUAGCAUCGGCCAUCGAUCAAACGAUCAAAUCUAUUGAAGAGUACAAGGAAGAAGUAGGAUUGGAAACCAACGUGGAUAACCCUCUUGUUUACAACGGUUACGCCAAAGUUAUAAACACUAAAGUAUACAAAGAUAAACUUGACGAAGUAAAUAUAGAGAAACAAAUUGUGAAGAACACAGAAACCAUAAACAAAAUUGUAGAAGACAGAGCAAAUUCUGCUGAAGAUUCACUAAAUAGGGUUCAACUUAAUGGGAUGCCGGUAAAUGUAACUGUGACCGUUGAAAAUAACGUGGCAAAUUCGGUAGCUGAAGUUAGUGAAAAUAAAAUGGGAGAAUCAAUAGAAAGCGUUUGCGUAGAGGGAUAUAGACCCGUGCCCUUCAACCCCGAUGAUGCACCUCAUUUAGAGAGAGUUGAAAUUACAAUACCGGAGCCGGUUCCAACGGUAGACCCUGGCAAGGCAUUUGUAGCAGAGAAUGGCGAGAUCAUGGGUACACAUCAGGGUAUUGUAGACGGUUUGGAAGAAGCAGUAGUGGAUGAGGAUAUAGCCAAAGAUCUAGGCAAACCUGGUAUGACAGAAGAGAAGAUCGCAGCAAUAAUAUCUGGAGAAUCAGAGAUGCUUCGGGAGGCGCACGUUAUGGGGCUGACACGAGUCUUAAAAUCGCAUAUGCAUCGAGACAAUGAUGAUUCCAGCGUCGAUUUCAAGAAGAUCAAACCUAUAGUGGAAUCCCUAAAGGAUUCUGAAGUCCUCAAAGCUUUGAACGAGGAAUUUGUUAAGACUCAAGAAGAGAAGAAGAAGGAAGAAAGAAAGUGGACCAAGUUCUUGCAGAAGCCGGCGCGGCCGGUGCCUAAAGCGAAGUUUGGAUACCACGGAUGGACGGCUAAUGAUGACGAAGUAAAAGAGUCGCCUUACAAAGUGAAAAUAGUUAAACAGCCUAAACCCAAGGUAGCGCCCGAUUACAAACCGCAGGACUUCAACACGGGCCCGCUGCCGUGGGAAGAGCGAGCGGUGAACGAGCCACCCCCACCCCCAGUGGAGGCUGAACCCCCCAUCUUGAUACCUGAGGAGGAGCCGGUGUUUCUGGAGGCUAUUGAUAAUCUGUCGGAGACCGCUGUUCCGGAUUUGGAGGAGACAGGAAUCGAACUACCUCCUGAAAAGCCAAUAGACGAUCCAGCACCAGAAGCAGAGCCGGAAGCCCUGGAAGAGACAGAAGUCGAAGAAGUAAAAGAGACUAAGAAAGAAAAGCCCAGCCCAAGAGUUGUAGAAGAGAACAGCAACAGCGAGAGCGAGAUGGAGAACAGGAUAGCGGAACAGUUGAUGAAGAAUGUAGAGGGGAUGGUUGAUCCCAACGCACCGCUGGAGCAGCAGCUGGCGCAGAUGCGCGCGCAGCUCGCGGCGCUGGCGCAGCUGCCCGGCGUCAUCCAGCAGACCCUGGAGCUGGUCACCCGCCAGCUUUGCCAGAUUACGCAGCAGGAAGCUCAGUCUCACCCCAAAGUAACACAAGAACAAAUGGCGAUCGAAUCUUCAGAGAUGAUUGAAGAUUCCAAUGAAACCUCUGAAACUAUAAUCGAAGACGUAACAGAAGAAAAGGACGAGACUCAAAUUGAAGAAGUCGUUGAAAAUGGAAUUAAGGAAGAGGUGAAAGAAACGAAGACGGUGGUAGAGGUCAAGCAGACGAAAAUGGAAGAGACCAAACAAACAAAGAUAGAAGAGGUGAAAAAGGUGCAGCUGACCAGGGGCGUCGAGGAAAUGGAGAAGAUGAAGAGGGAAGAACAGGAGAUCUUGGACGAGCAGAGAAGAAUCGAGAAGCAGAAGAAGGAAUUAACGAACGAACUACUUGGCCAAGAGUAUGAAGAGAUGCUUCAGGAGACACCCCACGAGAUAGCUCUUAGGUUUAUUAAUGAACUCUUGGGGAGUCUUCUGCUGGAUAAAGAGCCCAAACACAUGAAACAGAGGCCAUCGCUGACUUCAGCCUCAGACGGACCUAAAACUGACGGCAAUGAGAAAGUAAUGGCGCAACCUCAGCGUGACCAAGAGUCCAGUCAGAACCAAAGGCCAUCGCUAACAUCUUCGAACGGACCUAAGAAGGAAGAUAAAAAGGAACUAAUGGCGGACCUCCAGCUAGACCAGGAGGCCAGACAGCUGAAGCAGAGGCCUACGCCGCGCGUCGGCAAGCCCAAGCCCGUCUUUGGGCCUCUCACGCCGUCUGAGAGGCCGGUGGUGCUGCCCGGAGGCCGAAAGUGGAGGAAGCCUAAAGACGCGUACAACGAUGCGUUUAUCGCCGAAACAUUGACUGCUCAGGCUGAGCUGAUACAAGGAAAAGCGCUGGGGAAUACAUACGAAAGCGUUCAUCUGCCAUACGACGAGAGGGUGAACUUCAUGAAGUACGAAAAGCCGCCGAUCACGACGGACCACCUCAAGAACUCGGAGGUGUACAAGCUGAUCCACGGCAUGGAAAAGGAGCCAGUGAAGCGGGUCGAGUUACUGACACCCGUCAUCGCUGAAGCUGACUACAGAGAGCUGCCCAGCAAGUUGGGGUACCUGAAGGACUCCGAAGUGUACAAGAUGAUCCAUGAUGAGGAGAAGGAACCGCUGCGAGGAGUGAAGAUGCUUCAGUACAUCAUAGCUGAAACUCGAUACCAAGAGAAAUGCCGCUCCGUCACGCCUUCUGCCGACAUGAGACGCUAAUUAUUUUAUACUCACUGUCUUUAUCUCUUUGUGUUUUGUAUUGUCCCUUUCAUUGAAUAAUUUGUACUCGUGCCGAUUUAAAAUAAAUAUACUGUUGUAACUUCUGAAA